Messenger RNA from Lytechinus pictus (painted urchin), 746 nucleotides. Its product is annotated as fibrinogen C domain-containing protein 1-like. The transcript is spliced from 3 exons. The record is from RefSeq and is a predicted model, not a curated record. Bases 69 to 746 code for a protein of 225 amino acids. Lineage: Eukaryota; Metazoa; Echinodermata; Echinoidea; Temnopleuroida; Toxopneustidae.
GUUUCGUUCUCUAUUUUUGAAUAAUAAAUUGUAUUUUCUUUUCUUCAGCAGUUUGUGAGAACCAUUCGAUGACCCUAAAGAGCCUCCCUCGUGAUUGCUCGGAAGUUUUGUUGUCAGGGGCAACGGGAAGCGGUCGUUACAUCAUCUACCCACAAGAUAACGGGGAUCCAUUCUAUGCGUACUGUGAUACGGAGACUGAUGGAGGAGGAUGGACGGUGAUUCAAAACCGCGAGGACGGAAGCGUGAGUUUCUUCCGGGACUGGAACGACUACAAGUACGGCUUCGGUAACGUCAACUCCGAGCACUGGCUCGGGAACGAUAAGAUUCAUCGCCUCUCAGCCCAGACCUACUACGUCCUCAGGGUGGAACUCGAGGACUUCGAAGGUGACCGGAAGUACGCCGAGUAUGAUUACUUCCGGAUAGGUGACGAGGAGACGGGAUAUAAGCUCCUACUAGGCACCUACCAAGGUGAUGCAGAGGACUCGCUCAGUUUCCAUGGCAACAAAAGGUUCCACACGCACGACCGGGAUUCGGAGCACCAAUGCGCCACGAACAGCAAAGGGGCGUGGUGGUACGGCCAGUGCUUCGAGAGCAACCUGAACGGGGUCUACAAGGGGCGACCUCGCCCUGCCAGCGCCCAUAACAUCAUCUGGUCUGGGUGGAAGGGGUACGAGACGGCUCUUAAGAAGGCUCAGAUGAAGAUCAGACCGGCUUCCUACCACAGCAGUGAGGCAACGGACGGUUAA